AUGGACGGGGAAAUUGCUCAGCAUGGCGGAGAAUCCGACCGAGAGAUGACGCGCCUGUGGCGCACUUGGAGGACUGUCUACGAGAUGCUUGCAGACCGAGGUUACGAGGUGUCUGACGAAGAGCUUCAACUCUCACUAAACGACUUCCGUAACAAAUAUGCUGACCCUAUGGGCUACCCUGAUCGCACCAAGAUGAAAAUCCAAGCCCGCCCCACUGAGAACAUGAAGAUGAAAUACACUCCUCUGCCGAGCAAAUCGAACCCGAACCCCCAGCCCGACUGCGGCACGAUCUACGUCGACUUCUGCCCCGACUCCUCCGGCGUUGGCACUAAGCAGGUGCGCGCCUUCAACCACAUCGUCGACGAGAGCAACUUCCACACCGGUGUCUUCAUCACUCAGACCCCGAUCUCGCCCUCUGCCGUGCGCCUGCUGAGCGGUGUGCCCGGUCGCAUCUGCGAACACUUCCAGGAGCAGGAUCUGCUGGUCAACAUCACCCGCCAUGAGCUCGUGCCCAAGCACGUUCUCCUCAGUCCUGAAGAGAAGGGCAAGCUUUUGGAGCGGUACCGCCUGAAGGAGUCCCAGCUGCCCCGCAUGCAGGUCUCCGACCCUGUCGCUCGGUACCUGGGUCUGCGCCGUGGCCAGGUCGUCAAAAUCAUCCGAAAGUCCGAGACAGCUGGUCGUUAUGCCAGUUACCGUUGGGUCAUUUAA
Molecule: messenger RNA, 708 nt
Organism: Penicillium maclennaniae
Lineage: Eukaryota; Fungi; Ascomycota; Eurotiomycetes; Eurotiales; Aspergillaceae
Product: DNA-directed RNA polymerase core subunit RPB5
Exons: 3
Coding region: 1-708 (235 amino acids)
Biological process (GO): DNA-templated transcription
Cellular component (GO): RNA polymerase I complex; RNA polymerase II, core complex; RNA polymerase III complex
Molecular function (GO): DNA binding; DNA-directed RNA polymerase activity
Source: RefSeq, a predicted model, not a curated record